AUGGGUUCUUUCUUGAACGGCAAAAGCGUCAAAGAAUGGCAAGUAGCUUUUGAUCAACUGAAAGAAAUCCCUCAGGGAAAGGUUCAUGAUAUAUUAAGGAUUGUUAUUGAUGGCUUAGGGCCCGCCAACGAAAGGACGAUCUUUCUCGACAUUGCAUGUUUUCUUAAUAGAUAUGACAAAAAAGAGAUCAUCAAGUCCCUAGAACAUUGUGGUAUCCAUGCCAAUAGUGGGAUUGAGAUUCUAAUUCAAAAGUCGCUCAUUUACAUCGAUGAAAAUAAUAAAAUAUUGAUGCAUGAUUUGCUUCAAGAAAUGGGUAGACAAAUCGUCAUUCAAGAGUGCGCUAAAAAUCCUAGCAAACAAAGCAGAAUAUGGCGUCAUGAGGAUGCUCUACAAGUGCUUAGGGGCAAAACGGGAACAGAUGCCAUUGAAGGAAUUAAACUGGACAAGGUUGAUGUAGAAGACUUGAUCUUGUAUGCAGACUCGUUCAGAAAGAUGAAGAAGCUCAGGCUGUUUAUGAUGGCUGAUUAUGUCCCUCACUGUGGACCGGCCGGACAUCUAUCGGAGGAGUUAAGGAGGCGUUUCGCAUGGAGCAGCGACAUUAUGUUCGCGUGGUGGCAGGCACUGUUGAGGCUAAUUUCCAGACUAGAAGCAGAUCUCAUCGAAUCCGUUGUGGAGAAAAUCUCAAGAAGACUGAGCUGCUCAUACACGAGCCUAUGUUUCCAUCCAGUUGGGUUAGAUUCUCAGGUACAAGCCUUGCUGUCCUUACUCAAAUUAGAGGUUCAGGACGUCCGAAUCCUGGGCAUUUGUGGCACCAGAGGGAUAGGUAAGAGUACACUGGUGAGGUCUCUAUACCACCAAAUUGCAGAUCAAUUUGAUCGGAGUUGCAUUCCUGCGAAUGGCAAGGAUAUAUCGAGUCUAGAUGGCCUCGUCAAAUUGCAGGAGACCCUUUUUGGUGACAUUCUCAGCGAUGGAGUUUCGGAGUUUGGCAACGAUAUUCAUGUAGUAAUAAACUUCACGAGGAGCAAGCGUCACAACAAGAGGGUUCUGUUGGUGAUCGAUGAUGUUGAAGGGUUGUGGGAGCCACUGAGCCACCUGAUCGAGGCAAUAAACUUAGGCUUGGGAAGCAGAGUUAUUUUGAUCCCACGACAUGAAGGAACCUUAACGGGUCUAUACGGGGAAAUCUAUAAGGGCUUCCUUUAG
This is a messenger RNA of Syzygium oleosum, 1200 nucleotides long. RefSeq names its product disease resistance protein RUN1-like. Gene Ontology annotation, biological process: defense response. The record is from RefSeq and is a predicted model, not a curated record. Bases 1 to 1200 code for a protein of 399 amino acids. The transcript has 5 exons. NCBI's taxonomy places the organism in Eukaryota, Viridiplantae, Streptophyta, Magnoliopsida, Myrtales, Myrtaceae.